AUGGAAUAUGAGGUAGAUAGCCACGAAAUUUUGCCCAACGUGCCCAAAGAUAGACCUCUUCAGAGAGGAAUAGUAGAAACAAUACAUGAAACUGAGUCAACAAUUGUGAAUUCCCUUACACAGAAAGGAGUAAAGAUCACAGCAAAUCCCCAUGAAAACUUGAUCAGGAUCGAUUGUGACGUGGUCAUUGUUGGCUCUGGCUGUGGUGGUGGUGUUGCAGCCGCAGUUCUUGCAAGUGUCGGCCAUAAAGUUAUCGUCCUCGAGAAAGGAAAUUAUUUUACCAAGACAGAUUAUUCUGCACUAGAAGGGCCUUCCAUGAAUGAACUGUACGAAACUGGAGGAAUUCUUGCAACUUUGGAUGGAAAAAUGACAAUCUUUGCAGGAUCGACGGUAGGGGGUGGCUCGGCUGUUAACUGGUCGGCCUGCAUUAAAACGCCACAGUCUGUGCUACGAGAUUGGGCUAUAAAUAAAAAAAUUUCUCUAUUUGGAAGUCCUCAAUAUGUUUCUGCAAUGGAUCAAGUGUGUGAAAGACUAGGUGUCACAGAGAAUUGUGUUAAAGAGGGGUUUCAGAACGAAAUUCUCCGUAAAGGGUGUGAAAAGCUCGGGCUUGAAGUUGAGUCUGUACCCCGGAAUUCAUCAGAAAAUCACUAUUGUGGUUCUUGCUGUUAUGGAUGUAUUAGAGGAGACAAGAAAGGAACUGAUACAACUUGGCUGGUUGAUGCUGUAAAUUGUGGUGCAGUGAUAAUAACAGGAUGCAAAGCCGAGAAAUUUAUACUCGAAAAGAGCAGGCACGGAAUUAAACGGCAGAAGAAAUGCUUGGGAGUACUUGCAAGAAGUAUAAAUACAGAUAUCAGAAAAACGAUACGAAUUGAUGCUAAAGUCACAAUCUCUGCUUGUGGUUCUCUCUUGACACCGCCUUUAAUGAUCCGUAGUGGUUUAACGAAUAAGAACAUUGGACGGAAUCUUCAUCUUCAUCCGGUUUUGAUGGCGUGGGGGUACUUCCCUGAGUCUAUUUCAGAUAUCAAGGGAAAAGUUUACGAGGGAGGUAUAAUCACAUCGAUGCAUAAGAUCGGUCAAGGUCCAUCCAACGAAAAAGCAAUAAUCGAAUCUCCUAUUCUAGGGCCUGGAUCAUUUGCAGCUCUGUGUCCUUGGAAGUCUGGAGUAGACUUUAAGAACAGGAUUGUGAAGUAUUCAAGAACAGCCCAUCUGUUUGCAAUGAUAAGAGACAGAGGAGCCGGAGAAGUUACUGCAGAGGGAAGAAUCAAAUACAAAUUCCAUACACGGGAUAAGGAAAAUAUUAAGUUUGGAGUACGUCAAGCUUUAAGGAUUCUAGUAGCUGCCGGUGCUGUUGAGGUGGGCACUCAUCAGAGUGAUGGACAAAAACUCGAAUGCAAAGGAAUUACAGAGAAAGAAUUGGACGAGUUCUUGGACACGGUUAUUGCACCUGAAGGGCCAAAAUCAUUUGUCGAGAAUUGGACAACAUACUGCUCUGCUCAUCAAAUAGGAAGCUGCAGAAUGGGAAUUAACGAAAAUGAAGGAGCAGUCGAUGAAAAUGGUGAGAGUUGGGAAGCAUCGAGAUUAUUUGUUUGUGAUGCUAGUGUUCUUCCAAGUGCGCUUGGCGUCAAUCCUAUGAUAACCAUUCAGUCAACAGCAUAUUGCCUCUCGAAUAAGAUAGCUGAGAUGUUGAAGAACGAAAAGUUCUAA
This is a messenger RNA of Fraxinus pennsylvanica, 1704 nucleotides long. The record is from the annotation of a GenBank genome assembly. NCBI's taxonomy places the organism in Eukaryota, Viridiplantae, Streptophyta, Magnoliopsida, Lamiales, Oleaceae.